Cannabis sativa is the source of this 3987-nucleotide messenger RNA. RefSeq lists its product as uncharacterized. Lineage: Eukaryota; Viridiplantae; Streptophyta; Magnoliopsida; Rosales; Cannabaceae. The transcript has 2 exons. The record is from RefSeq and is a predicted model, not a curated record. Gene Ontology annotation, molecular function: nucleic acid binding; RNA-DNA hybrid ribonuclease activity. Bases 1 to 3987 code for a protein of 1328 amino acids.
AUGAAAAUCCUAAGCUGGAAUGCACGGGGUUUGGGGAACUCUAGUGCGUUCAGACAUUUACGGUUGCUUGUUCAGCAGCAAUCGCCCCAAGUUUUGUUUCUUAUGGAAACAAAACUACCAAUAAACUCAGUUUCUCGCUUCCGACAAUCACUCCUCUUCUCAAAUGGGUUGGAAUCUCCUCGCUUGGGUCUUAGUGGUGGCCUAAUGUUACUUUGGAAAGAUGAUAUUGACAUUUCUCUCUUGAACUUUGGUCCAAAUUUUUUUGAUUGUUAUUUGAAGAUGAAUGACAGCCCAACUUUCCAUUUAACCUGCUUUUAUGGUGCUCCCGAAGCUCAUAACAGAUCAGCCUCAUGGACUUUGCUCCAACGACUUGCGGAUGUUGCUCCUCACCUUCCUUGGUUUGUUAUAGGUGACUUCAAUGAAAUCCUUUUUAACAGUAACAAAUCGGGUGGAUCACUUCGAAGUGAAUCUCAAAUGGAAGCUUUUCGGAAAGCCAUUGAUAAAGGAUGUCUACAUGAAACCGUGAUCGAGGGUGAUCCUUUCACUUGGGCAAGAAAUCGUACAGCCGCUAACACCAUUAAGGAACGCCUAGAUUGGUGUUUCGUUAAUAAUCAUUGGGAGGAUUUUUUCCACACACCAAAUGUCCAGCACCUUGACUAUUAUCAGUCAGAUCAUCGUGCCAUCUGCGCUUCAUUCGAUCUACUUUCAGCACAACACAACACCAGCAAACUACGGAAAGAUGAAAAAAACAUUAAAAAAACUCAAAAGAAAGUGGAGCAACUCAACAACUCUCUAUCUCAGGCCGGCAGUCACCUUGAUGAAUUAAAACAAGCUGAAAAUAUUCUUGAUGAAUUAUUGGCACAAGAAGAAACUUACUGGCAGCAGCGCUCGCGGGUUGAUUGGCUUGCUUGUGGGGAUAGGAAUACAAAAUUCUUUCAUGCUAAAGCCAAUGCCAGGAAAUCAAACAAUCAGAUAAAAUUUCUUUUCAAUGAUGUUGGUGCAAAGGUAUCCUCUAAAGAUGAAAUCUCCAUGGUUGUGCGAGAUUAUUAUUCAGAUAUUUUCACAGCUGGUCUAAUAGAUGAUACAGCCCUUGCCUCUAUCUUGGAGUGUAUUCCUACUGUGAUUUCUGAUGAUCAUAAUGCUUCUCUUCUUGCACCAUUUACAAACGAUGAAGUUGGAAAUGCAUUACAAACCAUGUCUGCGGAUAAGAGUCCGGGAAUAGAUGGAAUGUCAGCCAUGUUCUACCAACAACAUUGGUCUAUUGUUGGUGACCAAGUUUCACAAGCCGUGCUUAGCAUCCUCAAUAAUGGUGCGGAUCCUUCAAGCCUCAAUCGAACACUUAUCACUCUCAUUCCGAAAAUCAAGAAACCCCAUACCAUGAAAGACUUUCGUCCUAUUAGCUUGUGCAACGUCAUUUCAAAAUUGGUUACAAAGAUGAUUGUUGCCAGGUUUAAGGAGGUUCUUCCUUUGGUAAUCUCUGAGACGCAAAGUGCUUUUUUGUCUAAUAGGUUGAUUACUGAUAACAUUCUGGUGGCUUUCGAGUUGGUCCAUGCUAUUAAGAACAAGACCACAGGGCGUCAUGGAAUUGCCUCUCUAAAACUUGACAUGAGUAAGGCCUUUGAUCGAGUUGAAUGGCGAUUCAUUGAAGAGGUAAUGAGAAAGAUGGGUUUUGCUACUGGUUGGGUUGCACUUAUCAUGAAAUGCCUAACUACAAACCAGUUUUCUUUUCUCAUCAAUGGUGAAGUAUUUGGUUCUUUAGUGCCAACUAGAGGGUUACGACAAGGCUGCCCCUUGUCCCCCUAUCUCUUUUUGAUUUGUGCUGAAGGUUUGUCGAGGCUACUUCAACAUGAGCAAGAUAUGGGCAACUUACAUGGUUACAAGCUAACGAGACAUGCUCCAUCCAUUUCUCAUUUGUUGUUUGCCGACGACUGUCUACUCUUUUGUCAAGCUGAUGAAAGUUCAUGCCGAGCCAUCAAGAGGGUCUUAGAUACAUAUCGUCUAGCUUCUGGACAAAUGAUCAAUCCUGACAAAUGUGUCAUGUCUUUCUCCCCGAAUACAACUUUAGCUGCCCAAGUUUUCUUUCACCGCCAUCUAUCCAUGCCUAUUCGUGAAUGUCAUGAAAGAUACCUUGGCUUGCCAUCUUAUUCGGGACGAGAUAAGAAGGUACUUUUCAGCAAUAUUAAGGAGAGGAUUUGGAAACUAAUGCAAUCUUGGAACGAAAAACUCUUCUCAGCCGGUGGAAGGGAAGUCCUCCUUAAAGCUGUUGUCCAAUCAAUUCCUACAUAUGCUAUGAGUUGCUUCCGUCUACCGGUCUAUUUUUGCAAACAACUUGAAAGUAUGAUGGCCAACUUUUGGUGGGGUAUGAAUGAGAAUGGCUCAAAGAUACAUUGGCGCUCUUGGAAUUUGCUAUGCAAAAAAAAAGGUGAAGGAGGUAUGGGCUUUAGAUCCUUUAUACACUUUAACCAAGCUCUUCUAGCGAAACAAGCAUGGCGUCUACUUGAGAACCCGAAUUCACUCAUUGGACAACUUCUUAAGAGCAAAUAUUUUCCACACAAUUCAUUCCUAGAAGCUUCUAUGGGUCAUUCCCCAUCACUAACAUGGCAAGGAAUUACAUGGGGCCGUGAGCUGUUGAUCAAAGGGUUGAGGUGGAAAAUUGGUGAAGGUCGAUCUAUUAAUUGUGGUUCGGAUCCUUGGAUUCCUGGUCACACUACCUUCCUUCCCAUUUGCUACUCGGGGCCUUCCAAUGGUGUGGUUGCAAAUUUUAUUACUGAAGAGAGACAAUUGAAUGUACCCUUACUGCAGCAGUUUUUUUGCCAACUUGAUUUGGAGAAAAUCGUGACGAUUCCAUUAAGUUACUUCGGUACAGCAGAUAAAUUGAUAUGGCAUCAUCAACUUUCAGGAAUAUUCACAGUACAAAGUGCCUAUCAUCUUGCAACAUCGCUGGAAGAUGCCGACAUCAGUUCAUGCUCAACUUCUGAAUUAGCUUGGUGGAAGCUGUUUUGGUCACUUCAGAUCCCCCAAAAGGUUAAGAUCUUCGCCUGGCGUAUCACUCAUGAUGCUCUUCCAGUUGCAACCUCACUUGUUUGUAGGAAGAUUAUCACCGACUCCACAUGUUCCAUCUGCAAACAAGCUUGGGAAACCACGGGUCACGCUCUUUUUAGCUACAAAUAUGCUAAAGCAGUAUGGCGAUCUCUUAAUUACAGGUUUGAUUGGCAUGCUUGUACUUCUAUGAAACAUGGUGAUUACUUGAUUCAUCUUGCAUCAGUUUAUACAAAACCAGAAAUGGAGCAACUGUUUUGUACUCUAUGGGCGAUUUGGACUGAACGAAACAAAGUAGUUCACGGUAAAAGUGCUCGGCCAGCCAAGGAUCUUGCUGUUUUUUCUACUGUUUUCAUGCAGAAUUUUAGUGCAGCUCAACAUCGAACUUCACCUACUGCUGCUACUUCUGCAAUCGUGCACCCAGUUACGACUCUCCAAAUGACACCAGCUACUAUUCCUUGGUCGAAACCACCUACUGGUGCUUUUAAGCUUAAUAUUGAUGCAGCAGUUAAUGUUUCCACUUACACAACUGGUGUAGGGGCUGUUCUUAGGGAUUCAAAUGGUCAUGUCAAAGCUGCUCUUUCAAUGCCAAUCACAGGAAACUUUAAAUCUCAUGAGAUGGAAGCAAAGGCUCUUUUUCACAGUCUCAAUUGGGCUAUCCAAAACCACCUGCCGAUCAUGCAUAUUGAGACCGAUGCUCUUAUGGUGGCCAAUGCUUUGAAAGCUCCCUUCAAUUCAAAUUCUGAAUUUAAAGAUUUAAUUCUUGAUGUUGUUAGUCUAUUAUCCUUUUUCCCUAAUGUAAAUGUUACACAUUUUAAACGUUCUGCAAAUGACGCGGCUCAUGGACUCGCUAAAUUUGCAUUAGGGUUGGAUGAGACUUGUACUUGGUUGGAGAUUAUCCCUCCACCUAUAUACUCUGUUGUUGUAAACGAAUCUCUAUUUGUUUAA